AUUAUUAUUAUUUUAAAAUAAUAUGAGCGAAAAAGAAAAGCAAGAUGUUGUAGUCGAAAAAUAUGAAAAUGGGUUUGAAACCUCUGACAAUGGAGAAUUAUAUAUUGAACCUACUGAAGAGGAUUACAAAAACCUUAGAGAAGUAGCAGAUCGUAUUCCUAAAGCUGCCUAUUUGGUUAUUCUUAUUGAAUUCUGUGAAAGAUUUACUUACUAUGGUUUAACGGGUCCAUUUCAAAAUUAUAUUGAAAACCCUGAUCCUGGAAGUUAUCCCGCUGAUUUACCAGGUGCAAUGGGUAAAGGUCAACAAACAGCUACUGCUUUAAAUACUUUCUUUCAAUUCUGGUGUUAUGUGACUCCUAUUAUUGGUGCUAUCAUUGCUGAUCAAUACUGGGGCAAAUAUAAAACAAUUCUUGUCUUUGCCUGUAUUUAUUUUGUUGGUCUAGUUAUUUUAACUUUAACUUCUAUUCCUGCUGCAAUUGCUUCUGGUGCUACUUUCCCAGGUUUUAUUGUUGCAAUCAUCAUUAUCGGUCUUGCUGCUGGUGGUAUUAAAUCGAAUGUGUCCCCACUUGUUGCUGAACAAUAUGGUGCAACUAAACCAUACAUUAAAACAAUUAAAUCGAAAGCUUCUUCAAAAUAUGCUUCUGAUGAGGGUGAUCUUCCUGCUAAUGGUGAUAUCUCUUCUGCUGGUGUCACUCGUGUCAUCGUAUCACCUCAAGCUACCUAUCAAAAGCUUUUUAACAUGUUCUAUUGGGGUAUUAACGUUGGUUCACUUGCUGCUAUUUCUACUGUCGUUAUCGAAAAGAAUUGUGGUUUCUGGCCUGCCUUCCUUUUGCCUACAUUAGUAUUCAUUCCUUGUAUCUUGAUUGUGUUAGCUGGUAAAAAUAUUUAUGUCAAGAAUCCUCCUCGUGGAUCAAUUUUCAUUGAAGUAUUUAAGAUUAUCAAAAUUUCCUUUAAACAAGGUUUAGAAGGUUGUAAACCUUCUAACUUGGCUGUUUCAAAUCCAGAACUUGCUGCUAAAGCUACCUGGGAUGAUGUCUUUAUUGAUGAACUUCGUCGUACUUUAAAGGCUUGUAUUGUAUUUUGUUGGUAUCCUAUUUACUGGCUUUGUUACUCUCAAAUGACAAGUAAUAUGGUUUCUAUGACUGCUACUAUGCAAACUGGCAAUGUUCCUAACGAUAUUAUGCAAAAUAUUAAUCCUUUGACGCUUGUUCUCUUUAUUCCCAUUAUGGAUAGCGUUAUCUAUCCUGGUAUUCGUAAAAUGGGUUUCCACUUUGGUCCUAUUGCUCGUAUCACAAGUGGUUUUGUUUUCGCUGCCUUCGCUAUGGCUUAUGCUGCUGGUGUUCAAACUAUUAUUUAUAACUCUGGUCCUUAUUAUGAUAACCCCAGUGGUAGCAAUAAGAAUGAUGUCUCUGCUGCCUUAAUUAUUCCUGCUUACAUCUUGAUCGGUAUUUCAGAAAUCUUUGCCUCCAUUACUGGUCUUGAAUAUGCUUACAGAAAGGCACCUGAGAAGAUGAAAUCAUUAGUUAUGGCUAUCUUUUUAUUAACAAAUUGUUUCGGUUCUAUUCUUGGUUUCGCCCUUGUUUCUGUCGCAUAUAACCCUAAGCUUAAAUGGAUGUAUGCCGGUAUUUCAAUUGCCAUGGGUAUUUGUGCUCCUCUUUUCUAUUUCUGUCACAGAAAGAAUGACGUUACAGAUGUCCAAGAAGAUGCUAUUGCUCGUGAAAAGAAUGCUACUGCUGAAAUUGAUGAUAUUGAUUAUGAUGCUGACCAUAAAUCAGCUGUAUAAAUUAGUUUAACUUUGUAUUUUAUUUUAUUUUAUUUUUUUUUAAUUGUAUAAUAUGUAUACAUUUAAUUAUAUUAUCCUUCUCCCUCUUUUUUUUUUUUUCACCAUCGUUGGCAUAUCUCCUAAAUCAUAUUUAUAUAUAGAAGAUAUAUACAUAUUUAUAUAUCUAAUUUUAUAGUAGCUAUUAUUUUAUUAAUCUAAUAAACAGUUUUUAUAUCCCAUUUAA
Cokeromyces recurvatus is the source of this 2006-nucleotide messenger RNA. RefSeq names its product MFS peptide transporter. The record is from RefSeq and is a predicted model, not a curated record. Bases 23 to 1783 code for a protein of 586 amino acids. Gene Ontology annotation, cellular component: plasma membrane; fungal-type vacuole. The transcript is spliced from 2 exons. NCBI's taxonomy places the organism in Eukaryota, Fungi, Mucoromycota, Mucoromycetes, Mucorales, Mucoraceae. Gene Ontology annotation, biological process: oligopeptide transport; transmembrane transport. Gene Ontology annotation, molecular function: tripeptide transmembrane transporter activity; dipeptide transmembrane transporter activity.